Messenger RNA from Epinephelus fuscoguttatus (brown-marbled grouper), 2341 nucleotides. It is a transcript of the gene ddx39ab, whose product is annotated as DEAD (Asp-Glu-Ala-Asp) box polypeptide 39Ab. Gene Ontology annotation, molecular function: RNA helicase activity; RNA binding; ATP binding. The transcript has 10 exons. Gene Ontology annotation, biological process: mRNA splicing, via spliceosome; mRNA export from nucleus. Lineage: Eukaryota; Metazoa; Chordata; Actinopteri; Perciformes; Serranidae. The coding region runs from base 113 to 1396 and encodes 427 amino acids. The record is from RefSeq and is a predicted model, not a curated record.
UCUCCGGCGGAGGCGGGACUUCCGGUUAGUCGUAUAACCCAACAGAGGCCUCCUCCCCAUGCGGUUUUGAUCUGUAGGUGGACGCGCAGCUAACACCGUAAAGACCGACACAAUGGCAGAGAACGACGUUGAGAACGAGCUGCUCGACUACGAAGAGGAUGAGGAGCCCCAGGGAGCCCCUGAGAGCGCAGCGCCCGCAGGGAAGAAGGAGGUGAAGGGGUCCUACGUUUCCAUCCACAGCUCUGGUUUUAGAGACUUUCUGCUCAAGCCAGAGCUGCUUCGCGCUAUCAUCGACUGUGGUUUUGAGCAUCCAUCUGAAGUCCAGCAUGAAUGCAUCCCACAAGCUAUCCUGGGCAUGGACAUCUUGUGCCAAGCCAAGUCUGGAAUGGGCAAGACAGCUGUGUUUGUGUUGGCCACACUGCAGCAGAUUGAACCUGUUGAUGGGCAGGUGUCUGUAUUAGUCAUGUGCCACACGCGAGAGCUGGCCUUCCAGAUCAGUAAAGAGUAUGAGCGUUUCUCCAAGUACAUGCCCACGGUAAAGGCUGCAGUAUUCUUUGGCGGCAUGGCCAUCAAGAAGGACGAGGACGUCUUGAAGAAGAACUGCCCUCACAUCGUGGUCGGAACGCCGGGCCGCAUCCUCGCUCUCACCCGGAGCAAGGCCCUCACCCUGAAGAACGUCAAGCACUUUGUUCUGGAUGAGUGCGACAAAAUGUUGGAGCAGCUAGACAUGAGGCGUGACGUACAGGACAUCUUCAAGAUCACACCCCACGAGAAGCAGGUCAUGAUGUUCAGCGCCACACUGAGCAAGGAGAUCCGACCGGUCUGCCGCAAAUUCAUGCAGGAUCCCAUGGAGGUAUUUGUGGACGACGAGACCAAACUGACACUCCACGGCCUGCAACAGUACUACUGCAAGCUGAAGGACAGCGAGAAGAACCGCAAGCUCUUCGACCUCCUCGACGUGUUGGAGUUCAACCAGGUGGUGAUCUUCGUCAAGUCAGUGCAGCGCUGCAUCGCUCUGGCUCAGCUCCUGGUGGAACAGAAUUUCCCUGCCAUCGCCAUCCACAGGGGAAUGGCUCAGGAGGAGAGGCUGUCUCGCUAUCAGCAAUUCAAGGACUUCCAGAGGCGGAUCCUGGUGGCUACAAACCUCUUUGGCCGUGGGAUGGACAUCGAGCGAGUCAAUAUCGUCUUCAACUACGACAUGCCAGAAGAUUCUGACACCUAUUUGCACAGGGUCGCCCGUGCUGGUAGGUUUGGGACCAAAGGCUUGGCUAUAACCUUUGUGUCAGACGAGACAGACGCCAAGACUCUGAACGACGUGCAGGACCGCUUCGAGGUUAACGUGGCCGAGCUGCCAGAUGAGAUUGAGAUCUCCUCUUACAUCGAGCAGUCCAGAUGAGUCCUCCGGCCGAGCAGCAGCCUCCUCUUCAUGGAUCUCGUGUCUUGUAUUUGGACGUAGACGUAUUUCACUGUUGGUUUGAAAGCUCUGCUCGUUCCCUGUGUUCACCAAACAUUUAUUUUUAUUGUCAGUUUUUUGGGGGCGGGGGGUAUGGUUGAUUUUAAUUUGUCUUUUACUGUCUUUCUUUUUUUUUGCUUAAUGAAAUUAAAACUUUUUAUAAAAUGCCAUUUUUACUGUUGUGGUCUCUUGAGAGGCUCAUCAUGUCUCUACUCCAUUCGCAUUAAUGUCAAUCUCCAGCAGAGCUUCAGGGAAACGUAUAGGAAAAGUAGUUCUGAGGAACAUGUUCAAGUGAUUUUUAGCCCUUUUUUAAUGUUCGGACUAGUUUGUAUAGGAAGAUUUGUGUCUCUUGUUUUUCCCCCCACUGUAACAGAUGAUCUUUAAAAAGUCAUGUAGUGACAGUUCAGUACAUUUUGGCUCACAUGGCAGCUCUUUCUUUGAUUUUCCAAUUGAAUGCCUCCAAUAAAUGAAGUCACCAAGUGGAGUCCUGGUGGUGAAUGUGCCAGUUUUUAUGUUAAGUGUCAUGAGCACACUAGAUAAUGAAAUUACUGAUGCUUAGUGUGUCUGCUAAUGUCAUUUUGGAGUUUUGGAAACUAUUUCACACAUCACAAAAUGUCAUAAAUGGUACUGGACUUUGUGUUUAGUGCUAAUUAGCAAAUGGAAGCACAGUGACAUGGUGUUGCAGAUAAAAACAUGGUGUCUGCAGGCCAUUAAAAUGUAUGAAGUUCAAUUUUUAAAAUAAAAUUAUAGGCCUUUAAAGUCAUUAAAUAGGCUUAAAUUUUAAUUUGUGAGGUUAAAGUCAAACAUUUGAUCAAAUUUCACCUAUCAAUCAUUUACUUUCCAUUAAAAUUAGUCAAACUGCCUGAAUGUCCACAUUUCUCAUGCUAA